This is a messenger RNA of Ctenocephalides felis (cat flea), 1124 nucleotides long. Its product is annotated as fumarate hydratase, mitochondrial-like. Gene Ontology annotation, cellular component: tricarboxylic acid cycle heteromeric enzyme complex; mitochondrion. Bases 42 to 1124 code for a protein of 360 amino acids. The record is from RefSeq and is a predicted model, not a curated record. The transcript is spliced from 6 exons. Gene Ontology annotation, molecular function: fumarate hydratase activity. Gene Ontology annotation, biological process: tricarboxylic acid cycle; fumarate metabolic process; malate metabolic process. Lineage: Eukaryota; Metazoa; Arthropoda; Insecta; Siphonaptera; Pulicidae.
CAUUAGUAAUCUGGCAAACUGGGUCUGGAACCCAAACAAACAUGAACACAAAUGAGGUAAUUAGCAACAGAGCUAUCCAACUUUUAGGUGGUCAAUUAGGAUCGAAAACACCAGUGCAUCCAAAUGAUCAUGUAAACAAAUCCCAAAGUUCAAAUGAUACAUUUCCAACGGCCAUGCAUAUUGCAGUAGCAAUGGAGAUCCAAUGUACUUUACUUCCAGGAAUGAAACAAUUGCACGAUUCUCUCAAUAAGAAAGCCAUAGAAUUCAAAGACAUUAUUAAAAUUGGUAGAACGCACACACAAGAUGCUGUACCAUUGACAUUGGGACAAGAAUUCUCAGCUUAUGUUGCCCAAAUGGCUUAUGGCAUUGAAAGAGUCGAAGCUUGUUACCCCCGGUUAUAUCAGCUGGCCAUAGGUGGAACAGCUGUUGGAACAGGAUUGAAUACUCGCAAAGGUUUUGCUGAAAAGUGCUGCAAAGUCAUUAGCGAACUCACAGGAAUUCCAUUCACAUCAGCCCCAAAUAAAUUUGAAGCUCUAGCAGCUCAUGAUGCCUUGGUUGAAGUUUCUGGUGCUCUUAAUGUAAUCGCUUGUUCUUUGAUGAAAAUUGCUAAUGACAUGAGAUUCUUGGCUUCUGGACCAAGAUGUGGACUUGGUGAAUUGUCUCUACCUGAAAACGAACCUGGAAGCUCUAUCAUGCCUGGUAAGGUUAAUCCAACUCAAUGUGAGGCCAUAACUAUGGUAGCUGCUCAAGUAAUGGGAAAUCACGUAGCUUGUACUGUUGGUGGAUCUAAUGGUCAUUUUGAAUUGAAUGUAUUUAAACCAAUGAUGGUUGCUAAUGUACUGCGAUCCAUCAGGCUAAUUGGUGACAGUUGUAAAUGCUUUGCAACAAAUUGUGUAGACGGAACCCAGGCCAAUAAAGAAAAUAUCGCUAAGAUAAUGCGCGAAUCCUUGAUGUUAGUAACAGCAUUGAACCCACAUAUCGGUUACGACAAGGCAGCUAAAAUAGCCAAAACUGCACAUGCCGACAAAUCUACUUUGAAAGAAGCUGCCUUGAAACUAAAAUACCUGACUGAACAACAAUUUGAUGAAUGGGUCAAGCCAGAAGAAAUGUUGGGACCCAAGUAA